This is a messenger RNA of Coregonus clupeaformis (lake whitefish), 522 nucleotides long. The record is from the annotation of a RefSeq genome assembly. Lineage: Eukaryota; Metazoa; Chordata; Actinopteri; Salmoniformes; Salmonidae.
AUGACUUAUCUUGUGUCUUUAUUUCUAUUGGGGUUGGUUUUGGGUCUUGUAGCUGUUGCAUCAAAUCCUGCUCCCUACUUUGCUGCCCUGGGGUUGGUAGUGGCAGCGGGCGUGGGUUGUGGUGUUUUGGUGGGGCAUGGGGGGUCGUUCUUGUCUUUAGUACUAUUCUUGAUUUACUUGGGGGGGAUACUUGUAGUGUUUGCUUACUCAGCUGCUUUAGCUGCCGAGCCGUUCCCUGAGUCUUGGGGUGAUCGUUCAGUUUUAGGUUAUGUGGUGGCUUAUGUGGUGGGGGUGGCUCUGGUGGCGGGUUGAUUUUGGGGUGGGUGAUACGAGACUUCAUGAGUUGCGGUGGAUGAGUUUAAGGAGUUUUCUGUUGUGCGAGGGGAUACAAGCGGGGUGGCCCUAAUAUACUCUUCCGGUGGGGGGUUGUUGGUGGUGUGUGCAUGGGUUCUCUUGCUAACACUAUUUGUGGUACUAGAGUUGACUCGGGGUCUCAGUCGGGGAGCCCUUCGGGCAGUUUAG